Neoarthrinium moseri is the source of this 1029-nucleotide messenger RNA. RefSeq lists its product as uncharacterized. Gene Ontology annotation, biological process: mitochondrial translation. Bases 1 to 1029 code for a protein of 342 amino acids. Lineage: Eukaryota; Fungi; Ascomycota; Sordariomycetes; Amphisphaeriales; Apiosporaceae. Gene Ontology annotation, cellular component: mitochondrial small ribosomal subunit. The record is from RefSeq and is a predicted model, not a curated record. The transcript is spliced from 2 exons. Gene Ontology annotation, molecular function: structural constituent of ribosome.
AUGCCGCCACGAAUAGCAAGUGCGUCGGUCGCCCCGUCGACUUCGGCUCUGCUUCAGAUCAGCGCAGGCGCACGUGUUAUGAGAGCACCAGCCCAGCAACAGGCAUGUGCCGGCUUCUCGACCACAGCGUCUCGCGCCUACAACCCAAAGGCGCGGCGAGCCUUCUGGAAAUGGCUGUCAGGUCCAGGCAAUGCCUACAGAAAGGCGCCGGCGGAGAGUAAAACCCUCUACCUGGGCAAGAAUCGCAACCCAUUCCGUCCCGAAGGCAAGGACGAGGGCGCAAUCGGCAGCAAAGUUCCUUUCCCCUUGAACCCCAACUUCCGCAGCACACCCAUCCUGAGCAAUCAAUCUCGCGAGUUGAUCUGGAACAAGGUCAUGCGCAAGGGGGAGACCAUCAAGGCUGUUUCCGCCGAGCUUGGUGUCGACAUCACAAGGGUGGCCGCCGUUGUGCGGUUAAAGGAAGUCGAAAAAGACUGGAUAGCCAAGGGCAUCAAACUUGCAUGGCCGUAUGCCAGGGCUAUCCGCCAUAUGCUGCCUGUAAAGUCUUACAAUCCGGAAGUGCUGAACAAGCCUCUCGAAGAUAUCAACGAACUUCAUGUCCACCCCCACACCAUGAAGCAGCUGUACUGGCCCACUUCCGAGUCCCGACAGUUUACUAGAGAGGAUGCGGCAAAGGCUUUCCAUCGAAACAUGCUGUCAGCAGACAAACGAGUUCCCCACCCUGAACUGAUCCGGAUGGAGAGAGACUUGUUCAAGGGGGUAAACCCUUCAAAAGCGAAGAAAAAUUUCCUCAGAGCAGUUGAGCUUUCGGAGAGCAAGGCGGCCCAGGCCAAGAUUCGGAUAGCCCAAGCCGAGGAACAAGACACCACCAGAAUCAACACAAAACGAUUCGAGUUCAGGUUCAAAGAGAUCAACUCGGAGGAUGUUGGUCCAGAUGGUCGUAAGAUCACGGCGGUUGGUGCUAGAUACGGCCGGCCCUCGUAUGACAGAGUCAAGGGUGCUGUCAAGAUCCCGACCAGUGUUCCUUAA